CGCCCCGCCCCACCCCCGUCAAAAUAAUAAAAAAACAGUGGACACCGCGCGCGGCCCCGCCCAGCCAGCCAGCUAGCUACCUACAGUAACGCAGCACCGCUCCCGACCUCUACCUAGUCGAGCACGCUUCCGGUAGCAGCACUCACGCGAUUGCGUUAUCGCGCGCCCUUAUUGCGACCCCCAAUCACGCGCUGCAGCGCCGCACAAGCGCGUACCGCAACCCGACGCAGCAGACGGGCUGGGCCUGCGCUGGCGCACAAAAAGUCGCGCCCAGCAUGUCGGCGGCUGGAGGCGCGUACAUGCCCCUUCGACGAGGCAACGACGAGGACGCCGACGCAGACAUCGACAUGGACCUGGACGCGGACGCGGGCAAAGUUGUUGGUGUUGCUGCUAGGGACGCGGGGAGUGCGAGGAGCGAGGCGACGGAUGGCGAGUGGCGCCCGCUGCACCGGCGGCUGAAGUCCAGGCAUCUGCAGAUGAUUGCGAUUGGAGGCAUUAUCGGCCCUGGCCUUCUUGUCGGGUCCGGCAAUGCGCUGCAUCUUGCUGGCCCGGCGGGCGUGUUGAUCAGUUUUUCGCUGGUGGGGAUUAUUGUGUUUUUUGUCAUGCAGUCUUUGGGCGAGCUGGCGACCGUCAUUCCCGUCUCGGGCUCGUUUGUCGAUUAUGCAGCAAGGUUCGUGGAUGAGAGUCUGGCGUUUGGUCUGGGCUGGGCGUAUUGGUACCUUUGGGUCACGGUCCUGGCCAAUGAGUACAACUCAAUCUCCUUGGUCAUCAUGUACUGGACGGACUCGGUCCCGCAAUGGGCCUGGAUCCUGAUCUUCUGGGUCGUCUUCGUCUCGCUGAGCAUGCUGGGCGUGCUGGCUUAUGGCGAGGUCGAGUUCUGGCUGUCUUUGAUCAAGGUCGUUGCCCUCUCGGUGUUCUUUAUCCUUGCUAUUGCCAUUACGUCUGGUGGUCUUGGUCCGCAGAAGAUUGGGUUCAAGUAUUGGCGUGAUCCGGGGGCUUUUGCGGAUUCUAUCAAUGGUGUUGCGAGAACGUUUGUUGUUGCCGGUACUCUGUUUGCGGGCACCGAGAUGGUAGGGAUAACAGCCGGAGAAUCCUCGAAUCCCCGCCGCGCCGUCCCCCGCGCAAUCAACCAAGUCUUCUGGCGCAUCCUCAUUUUCUACAUCGGCAUGAUGUUCUUCAUCGGCAUCCUGAUCCCCUCCACCGACACGCGCCUGCUAGGCAAGGGAUCCAAGACGGCCGCCUCGCCGCUGACCAUCGCCCUCGCUGACGCGCACAUCGCCCCCGCCGCCCACCUCAUCAACGCGCUCAUCGUCAUCUCCGUCAUCUCGGCCGGGAAUUCGUCGCUCUACGUCGCGUCUCGCACCAUCACGCACAUGGCGCGCAAGGGCAUGGCGCCCCGCUUCUUGGGCCGUGCCGACAACCGUGGCGUCCCGUGGGCGGCGCUCUUGUUCACGAAUCUGGCCGCCUGUAUCGCGUUUCUCUCGCAGUCGAAUAGCGCGGGGACGCUCUACUCGGCCCUGAUCACCCUGUCUGGCGUCGCGACUUUUAUCGUGUGGGCCGUUAUUGAGAUCGUGCAUAUUCGGUUCCGGAAGGCGUUGAAGGUGCAAGGCCAGAGUGCUGAUGAUUUGCCGUUUAAGGCACUGUGGUAUCCGUGGGGGACGUAUGUGUGUCUUGCUGCCAAUGUCUUUCUCAUCUUCUUCCAGGGGUACACGGCGUUCCUGAACCCCUUCAGUGCAUCCGACUUUGUGAUUAACUACAUUUUGAUCCCUGUCUUUCUUAUCUUUGUUAUCGUGUACAAAUUCAGAAACAAAACAAAGUUCGUCCGGCUGGCGGAGAUGGACAUCUGGAGCGGACGCCGGGAGGACCUUGACGACGCAGAGGAAGAAGGGAAGGAGCGCUCAGUCUGGCAGCGAGUGAAGAACGUAGUGGUCGGUUGAGCGGACGGAUAGAAAUAGACGGUUCUAGAGCCCUAUUA
Aplosporella prunicola CBS 121167 is the source of this 1975-nucleotide messenger RNA. RefSeq lists its product as uncharacterized. Gene Ontology annotation, biological process: amino acid transmembrane transport. NCBI's taxonomy places the organism in Eukaryota, Fungi, Ascomycota, Dothideomycetes, Botryosphaeriales, Aplosporellaceae. Gene Ontology annotation, cellular component: membrane. The transcript is spliced from 6 exons. The coding region runs from base 276 to 1937 and encodes 553 amino acids. Gene Ontology annotation, molecular function: amino acid transmembrane transporter activity. The record is from RefSeq and is a predicted model, not a curated record.